Eptesicus fuscus (big brown bat) is the source of this 4106-nucleotide messenger RNA. It is a transcript of the gene EPHB6, whose product is annotated as EPH receptor B6. Lineage: Eukaryota; Metazoa; Chordata; Mammalia; Chiroptera; Vespertilionidae. Gene Ontology annotation, molecular function: ATP binding; transmembrane-ephrin receptor activity; protein binding. The transcript is spliced from 18 exons. Gene Ontology annotation, cellular component: neuron projection; plasma membrane. Bases 868 to 3900 code for a protein of 1010 amino acids. The record is from RefSeq and is a predicted model, not a curated record. Gene Ontology annotation, biological process: protein phosphorylation; cell surface receptor protein tyrosine kinase signaling pathway; central nervous system projection neuron axonogenesis.
UGCCCGCCCCGACCACCUGCCCCUCUCUCCCGGGGCCCGGGCCCCAUCGGUCCCAGGGGCUUUAACGCAUCUUCCAGGUGCUCGGAUCCCCGCCUCCGCCAGGCCCCUCACGCGUGCCGCCCUCCAAGCCCACGUCCCUCCGCCCCGCGCUCGCCGCCUGGGCCGGGAGGGCGGGCUCGGCUCCCGGGAAGAGGGGAGAGCGAGGGCGGCCGCCGGGGCCGGAGAGGGGCGGGCCGGGCUGGGAGAGACGCGGAGGGGCGGGCUGGGCUGCGCUUGCUCCAGCCGCCUCUUGGGAGCAGAGCUGCGGGCGGCGGGACCCGCGACCCAGCUGGGCAACAGCGAGCGCAACUGGGCGCCCCCCGCACGAAUCCCGGUGCCCCCCACCCUCAGAGCAGCGGCCCCGCCGCCAGCCCCCGCCUCCCGGCUGCCCCGAGCCCCAGAGACGCGCCGCGCGGGCGCACCCGGGCAGCGGAGAGCGGGGUCCCCGCACCCGAGCGGAGGCGCGGGCGGCGCCGGGCGAACGCCGGGCCUUGGGGGGCGCAGACCUGCGGAGCCUGCGGCCUGCGAAAGACACUCCUUCGGCUCUGACAUGGGGGUCCUGCUUUAGGGGUCCUCGCAGAGCCGGGGCUCCCAGCCUUCUGCAGAGGUUUGCCCACCCCUCCAGUGGCAUCUCUCCAAUCCUGGUGGAGCUGGGAGGAGCAAGGAGGUUAAUCCCACACCUGCCCCCGGCUCCCCACAGCUCUCCAGCCCCCCACCGCAUCACCACAGGAAGCAAGUUUGGCUGCAGUCCCCUGUCUCACAAAGCAGCAGCCCUGCCUGGGCACAGGGUGGCAGCCAGGGCAAUGGUGGGAGCCCCGAAGAUGCCCCAUGGCUGCUGAGGGUGCUGCCCAGUCAGGGAGUCGAGUGGCGGGCAUGGUGUGCAGCCUCCGGGUCCUGCUCCUGGUGUCCUCUGUUCUGGCUCUGGAAGAUGUAUUGCUGGACACCAGCGGAGAGACGUCUGAGAUAGGCUGGCUCACCUACCCACCAGGUGGGUGGGACGAAGUGAGCGUUCUGGAUGACCAGCGACGCCUGACUCGGACCUUCGAGGCCUGUCACGUGGCAGGGUCCCCGCCGGGCACCGGGCAGGACAACUGGCUGCAGACACACUUUGUAGAGCGACGCAGCGCCCAGAGGGCACACAUCCGACUCCACUUCUCCGUGCGGGCUUGCUCCAGCCUGGGGGUGGCUGGGGGUACCUGUCGGGAGACCUUCACACUGUACUACCGCCAGGCGGAGGAGCCCGAUGGCCCCGACAGUGCUUCAGCCUGGCACCUCAAACGCUGGACCAAGGUGGACACGAUUGCAGCGGACGAGAGCUUUCCUGCCCCCUCUGCCUGGGCAAUGGAGCCCCAUGGGCCGGGGCCGAGGGCUGGGCUACAGCUGAACAUCAAAGAGCGGAGCUUCGGCCCCCUGACCCAGCGUGGCUUCUACGUGGCCUUCCAGGACACCGGGGCCUGCCUGGCCCUCGUGGCCAUCAAGCUCUUCUACCAUGCCUGCCCCUCUGUGCUCCGUGCCUUCACCUCUUUCCCGGAGACCCAGGCCAGCGGGGCCGGGGGGGCCUCCCUGGUGGCAGCCAUGGGCACCUGUGUGGCUCAUGCUGAGCCAGAGGAGGACGGAGGUGGCGGCCAGGCCAGGGGCAGCCCCCCCAGGCUGCAUUGCAAUGGAGAGGGCAAGUGGAUGGUCGCAGUCGGAGGCUGCCGCUGCCAACCUGGGUACCAGCCUGCACGUGGAGACAAGGCCUGCCAAGCCUGCCCAGAGGGGUCCUACAAGGCCUUGGCCGGGAACAACCCCUGCUCCCUGUGCCCUGCCCGCAGCCAUGCCUCCGAGCCUGCAGCCCCCAUUUGCCCCUGCCUUGAGCGUUUCUUUCGGGCCAGUUCUGACCCCCCACAGGCUCCCUGCACGGGCCCUCCAUCGGCUCCCCGGGAGCUUUGGUUCGAGGUGCAAGGCUCAGCGCUCAUGCUGCACUGGCGCCUGCCCCAGGAGCUCGGGGGGCGCGGGGACCUGCUCUUCAACGUCGUGUGCAAGGAGUGCGGAAGCACCAGGGAGCCCGGCCGCGGGGGCGCUUGUCACCGCUGUAGGGAUGAGGUGCACUUCGACCCCCGCCAGAGGGGCCUGACUGAGAGCCGGGUGUUAGUCGGGGGGCUCCGGGCACACGUACCCUACAUCUUGGAGGUGCAGGCCGUCAACGGAGUUUCAGAGCUCAGCCCCGACCCUCCCCAGGCUGCAUCCAUUAACGUCAGCACCAGCCACGCAGUUCCCUCUGCAGUCCCGGUGAUGCACCAGGUGAGCCGGGCAUCCAACAGCAUCACAGUGUCCUGGCCGCAGCCAGACCAGACCAACGGGAACAUCCUGGACUAUCAGCUGCGUUACUAUGACCAGGCAGAAGAUGAAUCCCACUCCUUCACCCUGACCAGCGAGACCAACACAGCAACUGUGACACAGCUGAGCCCCGGCCACAUCUAUGGCUUCCAGGUUCGGGCUCGGACAGCUGCAGGCCAUGGCCCCUUUGGAGGCAAGGUCUAUUUCCAGACACUGCCUCAAGGUGAGCUGUCCGCCCAGCUUCCGGAAAGACUCUCCUUGGUGAUUGGGUCCAUCCUGGGGGCUUUGGCCUUCCUCCUGCUGGCUGCCAUCACCGUGCUGGCUGUUGUCUUCCAGAGGAAGCGGCAUGCGACAGGCUACACGGAGCAACUGCAGCAGUAUAGCAGCCCAGGGCUUGGGGUAAAGUAUUACAUCGACCCAUCCACAUAUGAGGACCCCUGCCAGGCCAUCCGAGAAUUUGCCCGGGAGGUGGACCCCACCUAUAUCAAGAUUGAAGAGGUCAUUGGGGCAGGCUCCUUCGGAGAAGUGCGCCGGGGUCGGCUGCAGCCCAGGGGCAGGCGGGAGCAGGCUGUGGCCAUCCAGGCCCUGUGGACUGGAGGUGCCGAGAGCCUGCAGAUGACCUUUCUCAGCCAGGCCGCAGUGCUAGGCCAGUUCCAGCACCCCAACAUCCUUCGGUUGGAGGGUGUGGUCACCAAAAGCCGGCCCCUCAUGGUGCUGACUGAGCUCAUGGAGCUGGGUCCCCUGGACAGCUUCCUCAGGCAGCGGGAGGGCCAGUUCAGCAGCCUGCAGCUGGUGGCCAUGCAGCGGGGAGUGGCCGCCGCCAUGCAGUACCUGUCCAGUUUUGCCUUCGUCCACCGAGCGCUCUCUGCCCACAGUGUGCUGGUGAAUAGCCACCUGGUAUGCAAAGUGGCCAGGCUUGGUCAGAGCCCUCAGGGCCCAAGUUGUAUGCUUCGCUGGGCAGCCCCAGAGGUCAUUGCACAUGGAAAACAUACGACCUCCAGCGAUGUCUGGAGCUUUGGGAUAUUGAUGUGGGAAGUGAUGAGUUAUGGAGAACGGCCCUACUGGGACAUGAGUGACCAGGAGGUGCUAAAUGCAAUACAGCAGGAGUUCCGGCUGCCCCCACCUCCUGGCUGUCCUCCUGGACUACAUCUACUUAUGCUGGACACUUGGCAGAAAGACCGUACCCAACGUCCCCACUUUGACCAGUUAGUGGCUGCAUUUGACAAGAUGAUUCGCAAGCCAGACACUCUGCAGGCUGGCGGGAGCUCUGGGGACAGACCAUCCCAGGCCCUCCUGAACCCUGUGUCCUUGGACUUUCCUACUCUGGAUUCACCUCAAGCCUGGCUUUCUGCCAUUGGACUGGAGUGUUACCAGGACAACUUUUCCAGGGGUGGCCUCUGCACCUUCAAUGAUGUGGCUCAGCUCAGCCUGGAAGACCUGCCUGCCCUGGGCAUCACCCUGGCUGGCCACCAGAAGAAACUGCUACACAACAUCCAGCUCCUGCAGCGGCACCUGAGGCAGCCAGGCUCAGUGGAAGUCUGAGGUCCUGGCAGGAAACUGUGACUGACGAUGCUUAGGACACAGCCGGGACACAGGCCCAAGGAGGGAUGUGGGAGACAUGAGCAGUCUCCAUCUUGGCCUCUCAUGCCCAGUAUGCUCAACCCAACCCUCAGGAUGCUUCCUUCUCCUGCCCUCUGUCCCUUCCCACAAUCCUUCCCCACAUUAAAGGGAAAGAAGGGAUUUUGCAA